Scaptodrosophila lebanonensis is the source of this 2675-nucleotide messenger RNA. RefSeq names its product BTB/POZ domain-containing protein 9 (gene BTBD9). Gene Ontology annotation, biological process: adult locomotory behavior; circadian behavior; modulation of chemical synaptic transmission. Lineage: Eukaryota; Metazoa; Arthropoda; Insecta; Diptera; Drosophilidae. Gene Ontology annotation, molecular function: protein binding. The transcript has 5 exons. The coding region runs from base 189 to 2495 and encodes 768 amino acids. The record is from RefSeq and is a predicted model, not a curated record.
AGCGAUAGCCGUAAUAUUUCUAUAUAUGAGGCGGAGUUUUCAUUACUAUCCGGCUUAAAAAUUUUGCUGUGAAACAAAAUGGAGGAAUUCUAAAUUGUUGGCAGACUGAUAGAGAUAAAAAGAAAGCAAAUUCAAACGUAGCACAAAUUGCACACACAAUCGCAACCAGAACGGAGAGUUUCCGGAAAAUGAGCAGCCAGGGGCAUCACAAAAUGCAAACGGGUGCUUGCGGCGGUGGUCUAUCAAUGUUGCAACCGACCACCAAAGGCGCAAAGGACCCGGAGCUGACGGAUGAAAUCGAUUUGGGUGAUCGCUUCUCAGCAGAUAUGGCGCGUCUCUGCCUGAACGAAAGGUAUGCCGAUGUGGAGUUUAUUGUCGAACAGCAUCGAUUGCCGGCGCAUCGCGUCAUUUUAGCGGCACGCAGUGAAUAUUUUCGGGCUCUGCUUUACGGUGGCAUGUCAGAGACCACACAACGCCAAAUACCGCUGGAAGUGCCGCUGGAACUUUUUAAAGUGCUCUUGCGUUAUAUUUACUCGGGUACCCUAUCGCUGGCGUCACUCGAUGAGGAUGCGGUCAUCGAUGUGCUCGGCAUGGCCAAUCAAUACGGUUUUCAGGAUCUGGAGAUGGCCAUAUCGAAAUACUUGCGUCGCUACUUAGCUCUCAAUAAUGUCUGCAUGAUUCUGGAUGCGGCACGUCUAUAUAAUUUGGAAGAACUCACGCAUGUUUGCCUGAUGUUUAUGGAUCGUAAUGCAGUGGAUUUGUUGCAACACGACUCCUUUAAAAUGCUAUCCAAGGAAUCACUUGAGGAGGUGCUGCGUCGGGACUGCUUUUUCGCGCCCGAGGUGCAAAUCUUUCUAGCUGUGUGGAAAUGGAGUCGCUACAAUCCUAGCAUAGACAUCAAAUCUGUGGUGUCGUAUGUGCGGCUGCCGCUCAUGAAUUUGGAGCAUUUGUUGCAGGUGGUGCGGCCUUCUGGCAUACUCGAACCAGACAAAAUAUUAGAUGCGAUUGAUGAGCGCAGCACCAUGAAAACGCUGCCCUAUCGGGCCGCUCUCUGGCCUGAGGAAAAUGUGGCCACCGCCAAAUACUUAUCACGUUGCAUUCAGGGAGAGUGCCGUACAGUCUUGUUGGACGGCGACGUCAGCACUUACGACAUGGAACGCGGCUAUACCCGCCACUGCAUUACAGAUAAGAACGAUGUCGGUAUUGUGGUCGAACUGGGCACCAUGUGCAUGAUUAAUCACAUAAGGAUAUUGUUGUGGGAUCGUGAUAGUCGCGCCUAUUCCUACUUUGUCGAGGUAUCUGGCAAUCAGCAGUAUUGGGAGCGUGUGGUUGACUACAGUGAGUUUCAUUGCCGCUCCUGGCAAUAUCUCUACUUUGCCGCUCGUCCAGUGCGUUACAUAAAACUGGUGGGCACACAAAAUACAGUCAAUAGGGUCUUUCACGUUGUUGGUCUAGAGGCGAUGCAUACGGCUAAUGUGCCCGAUCUGGUCGAUGAUUUUGUUGCACCCAAAGCCAAUGUAGCGACGAUUGAGAUGAGCGCCAUUGUCACCGACGGCGUCAGUCGUACACGCAACGCACUCAUUAAUGGCGAUUAUGUGCGCUACGAUUGGGAUUCGGGCUAUACAUGCCAUCAACUGGGCAGCGGAGAGAUUGUUGUGCGUUUGGGUCAGCCCUAUUAUGUGGGAUCAAUGCGCCUGUUGUUGUGGGACUGCGACGAUCGCACCUAUAGCUUCUAUAUUGAGACGUCGACGAAUCGCAAAGAUUGGCAAAUGGUUGUUGACAAGCGUAACGAGAAGGCCCGCUCCUGGCAAAACUUUCACUUCGCCCCACGCCCUGUCGUCUUCAUACGCAUUGUCGGCACACGGAAUACGGCCAACGAGUCUCAUAUACAGAUUUUCCAUUGUGUCCAUCUGGAGUGCCCGACGCAGGACAAGAGCUAUUUGAAGAAGAUAGCGGAGCAGGAGAAGAAACGGCAAUGCGAGAAAGCUGCCAACGAACAGUUGGCUACCGAUGCACCCAAACCGACAGACGAUAUUGCCUCCACAUCGGCUGCCGCGAUCGCAGCGUCCUCUAAUUGUCUACAGCCAGCUCGUGCCACACCAUCUGUGUUUCCAUCCGCAAGCCCUAAAACUGUCGCCCGCUGGCCCCUUGAUUUGUCCGCCCUCUUCGCCAGCGCUGAGGAAUUGGCGCGGCCACAGAUUUCUCAACCAUCCCCCACAUCGUCGCCACUACCCUCACCAUCCACAACAGUAGUCCCACAAGUAUCAUCUCCCAUAUCUGCAACAACCACCACACCCGCCACACCCAUUACACCCGCCUCGCCGAUCACACCCGCCUCGACGCCCUCACCUGUGGAAACAAUGUCACAACCACAACAGCAGCCACAGCAGCGACCAGCCACGCCCCCGCCCCAGCUGCGACUCCAGCAGGUGGCCCCGCUUGUCGAGCUCGCCAUUGAGGCAAAGCAGAAAGCCGAACCAGAUACCAAUUGUUAAGCUUUAAAACGCUUCUUUAUAUGUAUAUGUUUAUGUAUAUGACGUGUCCUUAUACGCAGUAUUUUUACAUGUCAGCUCGAAAUACUCUCGUACUAAUUAAUAUUUGGCUUAAUUAUUUGUGGUAUGUUUACAAAAACCCCUUAAAAUUAUACAAUAGUAAAUGUAAUUUGACAAAAUCGA